Acomys russatus (golden spiny mouse) is the source of this 1236-nucleotide messenger RNA. RefSeq names its product PIH1 domain containing 1 (gene Pih1d1). The transcript has 9 exons. The record is from RefSeq and is a predicted model, not a curated record. Gene Ontology annotation, cellular component: R2TP complex; cytoplasm; ribonucleoprotein complex. Lineage: Eukaryota; Metazoa; Chordata; Mammalia; Rodentia; Muridae. Gene Ontology annotation, biological process: box C/D snoRNP assembly; rRNA processing. The coding region runs from base 246 to 1118 and encodes 290 amino acids.
ACUGGCUGGGAGGUGGUGGCGCACGUCUUUAAUCCCAGCACUCUGGAGGCAGAGGCAGGCGGACCUCUGUGAGUUCCAGGCUAGCCUGGUCUAUUAAGUGAGUUCUGGGACAGCCAGAGCUACACAGAGAAACUCUCUCGAAAAACAAAACAAAAAAGAAUCUUGACUGAGGCCCUGCAGUGACCUGGCUUCAUUUAAUUGGGAAAAGUUCACAUUUUGGACACCUAGGACUUUUUCCUAGGGCCAUGGCGGAGUCACAGCUUCUGGCACCAGAGCUAAGCGACGCAGAGCUGAUGGGUGAUGAGACCGUGCGCUUUCAGGAGCUUCUGCUGCAGGCUUCUAAAGAGCUCCAGCAAGCCCAGACAGCCAGGGCAGGAUCUACACAGAUCCAGCCCCAGCCUGGUUUCUGCGUAAAGACCAACUCAUCGGAAGGAAAGGUUUUCAUCAACAUCUGCCACUCUCCCUCCAUCCCUCCCCCGGCGGACGUGACUGAGGACGAGCUGCUUCAGAUGCUGGAGGAGGACCAAGCCGGCUUCCGCAUCCCCAUGAGCUUGGGAGAGCCACAUGCCGAGCUGGAUGCCAAAGGCCAGGGCUGUACUGCCUAUGACGUCGCCGUCAAUAGCAACUUCUACUUGAGGAUGCAGAACAGCGAUUUCUUGCGGGAACUGGUGGUCACCAUCGCCAGGGAGGGCCUUGAGGACAAGUAUGGCUUACAGCUAAAUCCAGAGUGGCGCAUGUUGAAGUACCGGCCUUUCCUGGGCUCCAUCUCACAGCAGAACAUCCGUUCCCAGCAGCGCCCUCGGAUCCAGGAGCUGGGGACCCCGGGCACAGAUGACUCACUGCGAACCUGGCGCGGUCCAGAGCGGCCUCACCUGAACCUUUGGUUGGAAGCCCCAGACCUCCUCUUGGCUGAAGUUGACCUCCCUAAGCUGGAUGGAGCCCAAGGGCUGACACUGGAGCUCGGAGAAAAUCGGCUGGUGAUGGGAGGCCCCCAGCAGCUCUACCAUCUCGAUGCCUCCAUUCCCCUGCGGAUCAACACUGAGGCAAGCAGGGCAGCGUUCCACCACAGGAGAAAGCAACUGAUGGUGUCCAUGCCCCUCCUGUCAGUGUCUUCUUGACCAGAGUGCUCUGUAUUUCCAGAUGUGCCUUCUCCAAGAGAGGAAUAAACAGUUCUCCAUUUCUUUCCACACCACACAUCUUCCGAUACUGACACGGGAGGGUGGACACUGAUUCAGU